AUGAGCUAAGACAGUGCUAAAGAAAAUAAUGUUCAAAAAUAAAAUAUUUCUCUUUGCAAAAUGAAAAAUACGAAAGAAUUAACUAAAAACUAUAGAGAAAAUAAUAAAUUUUAAAGCAUUUAUAAUACAACCAAUGCCAAAAAUACCUUAUUCUCAUCAAAUAAUUUUGAAAACUUCAAAUGCUUAUCUCCUAAGCUUGAUUAAUUAUUUAACUAGCAAAAAACCGAUUUCUAAGAAGAGAUCUAAGAAAUAAAUAAAGGCGCGUGCCUAAGCACUUAUAAAGAUUUCCAUGGGAAGGAGGAUUUAAAUGCUGACAUUCAAGAUUAUGAUUCUUAAUAGACUAUAAAGCCUAUAAACAGCUUUAUUGUGAAAAGCUUUUCAUAAAAUUUAGAAGAUGGUCAGGACGAUAUAAAUAUCUAAUCAAUUUUUACUUCUAAUAAUCCUGAUUCACUCUAAAUGAGAGUAAAUUAUUCUCAAAUCUAAAAAUCAGAAGCAUCAACAUCAACAGAGACAUCUGUUAGUUAAUCAAAGAGCUUUUUUGGUGAAGAUUAAGAUGAAAGAGAAAACAGUUUAAAAAUCUCAACUUAAUAAAAAGUUGUGAAAUAUUAAUUGAGUGGCCUAAAAAAUUCUCUACAUAAAACGGUUAUCUUCUAAGAUCUCCCCUAGAAAUAAUCUGCCAGCGCCAAUUAAUUUUUUUAAGAUAGAUCUAAAAAACCAAGUAAAUCAAUAUUGAAAAAAUUUAGAACGUUUGAAAUAAACUCAGAAUAAUAAAGGGAUGACUUAGAUGUAUUACAAGCAUUCUAAUCAAACAUGGACUUUUGUAAUAUUAAAAAAGAAGAGUUUAUCUAAAAAUUAAUUUAAAAUGAAGCAUAUAAAUCAAAAUAUUUUUUCAGUGAGUUUGCAACAAAAAUCUAUAACUCGGGGGAAAAGAAAAAAAAGAUAAUUUUCAUGACGCAUGAUUCCUUUUAUGUACUCUAAGAUCUCUUUAGCUAAAAUAAAAUAUAAAAAUUUUAUAUUUCAGAAAUUAAUAAAAUAAAAAUUCAUUCUGAAUAAACAAAUAUAUGCACUAUUGUUCUAAAAUAGAAGCUUAAGCUAAAUUUAUAAAUUUUACACUUGAAAGAAUUUCAACAAUUCAUUCAAAGCGUGUUUAAAUGCUUCUUAAAUUCGUCUAUAUUAAUAAUCUAAUAAAAAAAGCAAUAACUAAUCGAAGAAUAUACCAAAAUUAAUGCAAAUAAUAAUAAAAAAUCAUAAAUAGAGUCGUUCUUGGAUAGCUAAAAGAAAGAAUUUUACAUAAAUAUUUAAAUAAUAUCAAGUGUUAAUUAAUAAAAAGAUUUUAAAAUAUUAGGAUUACUUUAAUUCCUUUCAAAUAGUAUUUGUAUUACAGGAUUAGAGAAAUUUAAAGACUUAAAUAGACUCUAAUAAGUAGAGUUAUUGCAUAAAGACUUAUAAAAAAGAAGCUUUCUCUUUAAAUCAUUAAGAAACGCAGACCAACAGUUUCUAAUAAAACUAUUAAAUGAUGAAGAGUUUCCAUAAUUUGUAUAAUAAAUAUAAAAUGCAGUAAGCUAAGCUAAAUGA
Molecule: messenger RNA, 1575 nt
Organism: Tetrahymena thermophila SB210
Lineage: Eukaryota; Ciliophora; Oligohymenophorea; Hymenostomatida; Tetrahymenidae
Exons: 6
Source: RefSeq, a predicted model, not a curated record